UUGCCGAGAAGCAUAGAAAACUGCUUUCCAUCCAUGGGGGAACCAUUUUUUUAUACAACAACGGCCAAUUCCCGUGAGGAAGGUUGUAAAUCCCGGAUCCUCCAUCAUUGUUUUGUCUUAGGCCUCUGACAGACUUAUCUGAACUUAUAUUAAUAUGAAGGGCAGGCACAGGCCUCAGUUCUUUACUAUACAGUCUAUAACUACUGAUGUGCAGUGCAGGUGGGGAGCGGCUAAUGUCAUGAUCAUCGACAGCCUCUCCAUAGUUCCGCCCCUUUAGCCACUCUAAUUCCGGAGCAAUGCAUUCUGGAGAGUGUAGUCCUUGGCAUUUUGUUUCCAGUGCUUAUCAUGGCGGCUUCAUGGGGGUCUAACAUUAUAGAAACCAAAUGAAUUAUUAAAUCCACACUGAUGGAAAAACAAAGUAAAGGAAGAUAAACAAGCAUCUGAUGAAGUUGUGGAUUAUUGCAAUGAGGAUGCGUGAGGCCUUUUAACCUUGGAACAAAAUAAAAAAACGUUAUCCGAACGUGAUGGAGAAUUACCAGCAUUUUAUCCCUCCAGGAGAUGAUGAGGCAAAACCUUUGCUCGUUACAAAGAUUGAGCGGGGAGAGGAUGGUUGUGAUAUGCAGAAGGCCAGUGAGACAGAACUUCCUAUAAACAGUGAAGGAUCUGUUGAUGUGAAACCUUCAGUUGCAAUGAAGACUGAGUGGAGAGAGGAGCCAUCUCUAUGUGAUGUCCAGAAGAGCAGUCAGGAGGAACCUCUCACACAUAUUAAGGGAUAUGUGGAUGAGAAACCGUUAAUUCUCUCAGAGACACAGCGUGGAAAGGAGUCACAUGCUUCUGAUAUCUCAACUAUCAAACAGGAGGAAAUUCACAUACAUACUGAUGGAUCUGUUGAUGUGAAACCUUCAGUUGUGUCUAAGACUGAGCUUGGAGAGGAGCUGUAUGUUUGUGACGUCACUCACAAUCGGGAAGAAAUUUACAUAAAUAAUGAUGAAUCUGUUGAUGUGAAACCUCCACUUGUAUCGAAGGUUGAGCUUGGAGAAGAUCCAUAUGAUUGUGAUGUCCAGAAGAUCAAUAACGAGGAAAUACACAUAAAUGGUGAUGGAUAUGAUGAUGUGAAACCUUCACUUGUCUCAAAGAUUGUUAUUGGAGAAGACCCGUAUGUUUUUGAUGUUCAGAAGAUUGAUCAAGAUGAAAAUCAAGCAAAUAAUGAAGAAUAUGAUCAUUUGGAACCUUCGCUUGUCUCAAAAGUUGUUGUGGGAGAAGAGUCGUAUGUCCGGAUCAAAGAGGAAGAAGUUCAAGUUGAUAUUGAAGAUUAUGAUCAUGUGGAUCCUUCACUUGUAACAAAGGUUGAGGUUGGAGAAGAGCCAUAUGCAUGCGAUGUCCAAACGAUCAAUCAGGAGGAAAUAAAUAAUGAUGAUGGGUCCAUGAACUGGGAUAUCUCUAAACCAUUCCAGGAAGGAGUCAAUUCUUUCAAUCUCUUUCAACAUGAAGGUCUUGUAGCAAAGAAACCUUAUGAAUGUCCAGAAUGUGGGAAAGGUUUUAAAGAGCAAUCAAGUCUUCUUACACAUCAGAGAAAUCAUUCACGAGAGAGACCUUUUUCAUGUUCUGUGUGUGGGAAAACAUUUAUCUGGCAAUCUCGUCUUCUUACACAUCAGAAACUACAUACAGGAGAGAAACCAUAUGCAUGUUCUGUGUGUGGCAAAUGUUUUCUCUGGCAAGCGCAUCUUCUUACACAUCAGAAAGUUCAUACACAAGAGAAACCAUACUCAUGUUCUGAAUGUGGGAAAUGUUUUAUCCAGCAAACACAGCUUAUUACACAUUUUAAAACUCAUACUGGAGAGAAACCAUUUGCAUGUACUGAAUGCGGGAAAUGUUUUAUUCAACAAUCACAGCUGAUUAGACAUAUGACGUAUCAUACUGGAGAGAAACCAUUUUCAUGUUCUGUAUGUGGAAAAUGUUUUAUCCAGCAAUCAAGUCUUACUGCACAUCAGCGAAUCCAUACCGGAGAAAAACCAUUUUUAUGUUCAGUGUGUGGAAAAUCUUUCAUUCAGCAAUCAAGUCUUACAACACAUUUGCGGAUUCAUACAGGAGAGAAACCAUUUUCAUGUUCUGUUUGUGGAAAGUGCUUUAUUCAGCAAUCAAAUCUUCUUACACAUCAGAAGAUUCAUACAGGAGAGAAACCAUAUUCAUGUUCUGAGUGUGGAAAAUCUUUUCUACAUCAAUCACAUCUUUCUAGACAUCGGAGGAUUCAUACAGGAGAGAAACCAUUCGCAUGUUCUGUAUGUGGGAAAAAUUUUAUUCAGCAAUCAAAUCUUGUAGCACAUCAAAAAAUUCAUACUGGAGAAAAACCAUUUACAUGUUCUGAAUGUGGAAAAUGUUUCCUUUGGAGAUCAUAUCUUCUCGAACAUCUAAAAAUUCACCUAUGAGAAAAAGCACUUUUGUGUUAUUGAAGUGGGAAAUGUAAUACACGUCAGUCAAAUCUUAAUACACAUCAGGACAUUCAGACUGAAUAGACUUUCAUGUUCUGAAUAUGGUAAAUGCUUCCGCUUCUAGACUUUUUUUUAUUGAACAUAAAAAAUACAUAUAUUAUACUAUAUUUGUAGGGAACUUAUAGUAGCAAAAUAUAGACAUGUUGUACAUUAGAGGAACCCUUUUCGUAUUCUGAAGAUUGAAGUGUAUUAUCCAUUAUUUGCAUGUUCAUAUUCAACAAAAUCUAAUAUGGGAUAAAGAAAACAUUUCAAUGUCUUACAAUUUGGAAAAUAAUUUUAGAAAAUAUGUUUUUGAACCAUUAAGUAGCAGUAUCAGGUUUCAUUAAUCUCAUUAAUGCAUGCUCAAUGAUUGUUGCUAAUGUGGCAAGCAUGCAGCAGUAAUGCAAAAUAUAAAAGCUAGUUAAUCAGUUGUAUACAUUAUGUGGGGGUGCAAUAUAACUCCCAAAUCCUUAUGACUUAUAAAAGAAAGAAAUAGAGGAAACAUUUUUAUAUUUAUACUUGUGUCUUCUUCCUACUCCGUAUGGCAAUAAAUAACAUUACUUAAAUGUCCAUUCAAUAGGAAAACAUUUCUAAAAAAUAAAAAAAGACAUUCAGCUA
This is a messenger RNA of Bombina bombina (fire-bellied toad), 3086 nucleotides long. Its product is annotated as zinc finger protein ZFP2. Gene Ontology annotation, biological process: regulation of transcription by RNA polymerase II. The record is from RefSeq and is a predicted model, not a curated record. NCBI's taxonomy places the organism in Eukaryota, Metazoa, Chordata, Amphibia, Anura, Bombinatoridae. The coding region runs from base 525 to 2426 and encodes 633 amino acids. The transcript has 12 exons. Gene Ontology annotation, molecular function: DNA-binding transcription factor activity; RNA polymerase II cis-regulatory region sequence-specific DNA binding.